AUGAAGGCGUUAAUGCCAAACAAAGUUUCUGAUUCAACAUCGGUUGAUUCAGUCAAACCUCUUCAACAAGAUAACAAUUUAGCUCGUAUUAAUUUACCCCAAUUCAAUGGCGAUAUAGAUUCCUGGUUGGAAUUUAUUUCUAUAUUUGACAGCCUUGUCCAUUCAAAACAUAUGGACAAUAUUUGUUCUCAUCUUCGAAGCCAAUGUGCUUCUAAAAAUGUAUGUCGCAAGUGUGAUUCUAAUCAACAUCACACUACCCUUCAUCCUGGGUUUCAAUCACCGGUCACGUCGGCAACCAAAGCCACCGUUUCGGACUUGAAUGCGUCUCCCUCAAACUUAAGCACUCAACCCCCUCACAGCACCGGUAACGACAUCCCGGCACUGUCAUGUACUUCAUAUGCCCAAAACCCACAAGGGGUCUUACUGGGCACAGCUCAAAUUUUAAUUAAUACCCCCAGUGGUAAUUAUUUUUCUGUUCGGGCACUUGUGGACCCUGGCUCCCAAGUGUCGAUUAUUUCAUUAUCAUGUUGUCGUGCUCUUGGUUUACCUAUUAAACCCACUUCAACUCAAAUUUCUGGUAUUGGCGCCACCGAAACCUCUUGUCAUGGUACGGUUUCGUGUAUUUUAAAGUCAAAAUAUUCUGACAUAAAAGUCUCUACAACUGCAUAUGUCAUGUCUACUAUUUCGUUAAAUUUACCUUCAAUUGAAUUAUCUCAAGAAGUCAUCAGUCGCUUCACGUCACUCAAAUUGGCAGAUAGCCAAUUUUAUAAAUCAUCCCCCGUGGAUUUCUUAAUAGGGGCAGAUUUGUUCCCCUCUAUAUUGUCAUGUACGGAUUCUCAAACUAUUCAGGGAUUCCCUUCUGCCAUAAACAGUAUUUUUGGAUGGUUGAUUAUCGGUCCUGUUGAGGGCAACCCCCCUACUCAACCCAUUUCACUUCUGAGCACUGCUCAAAUAAGUGAUCACUUACAAAAUUUUUGGGAAACUGAAGAAGUUUCGGUUUCCAUCCCCUCAAAUCCUUCAGAUAUUUUGGCGGAACGCCAUUUUAAAGACACGCAUUCGCGUGACUCAACGGGUCGAUACAUUGUCGCUCUUCCGUUUCGUCCGGGCAGCCUCCCUGCCCUUUUCAACAAGGAGCGUUCACUCGCUUCCUUUAUUAAUUUGGAAAAAAGAUUGUCUAAAUUUCCAGAAAAAUACAAGGCGUAUACCGAAUUCAUGGAUGAAUACAUUUCAUUAUGUCACAUGUCAAAGGCAACUAACUCAUCAGGUUAUAUAAUUCCCCAUCAUUGUGUCACUAAGGACACUAGUACAUCCACCAAAUUGCGUGUUGUUUUUAACGCAUCGGACCCAGGUUAUAACAAAAUUUCUUUAAAUUCAUUAUUGUUGGCCGGUCCUAAAUUACAAAACGACAUCUCGGAUAUCCUUUAUUCAUUCCGUUUUAACGCAAUAGCCUUGUGUUCUGAUAUACGUCAAAUGUAUCGACAAAUUUUGGUACGUCCAGAAGAUCGCAUUUAUCAGCAUAUAUUUUACCGACCAUCCACUGAAUCCGAUGUCGUUGAAUUUGAACUAAAUACCGUAACAUACGGCUUAGUUCCCUCCGCUUUUCUUGCACAAAGGUGCCUAAAACAAUUAGUGAUCGACGAAGGCAAUCAUUAUCCCUUGGCUUCUCAAGCCCUUUUGCACAACACUUACGUUGAUGAUAUCAUUACUGGUGCUUCGUCUCCUGAACAAGCCAAAACUUUAAUGACACAAUUACAAACUUUAAUGAGUAGGGGAGGUUUUGAGUUGCGAAAAUGGACUAGCAACGAUCCUUCCAUAUUAGCUGAUCUCCCUUGGAUUGCUGAAAAUGAAGAAGCGGAUGAAGAUAAUAUUGAAAAUCAAUGUAAUGACGCUGAUAUUAAUAGUGAAGACGACAGUGAUAUAAUACUCCCAAAGAGAUGUUUCACAGGAAAAAGCAUCAAGAAUAUAGCAUAG
Chrysoperla carnea is the source of this 1971-nucleotide messenger RNA. RefSeq lists its product as uncharacterized. Lineage: Eukaryota; Metazoa; Arthropoda; Insecta; Neuroptera; Chrysopidae. The transcript is spliced from 3 exons. The coding region runs from base 1 to 1971 and encodes 656 amino acids. The record is from RefSeq and is a predicted model, not a curated record.